Messenger RNA from Protopolystoma xenopodis, 228 nucleotides. Lineage: Eukaryota; Metazoa; Platyhelminthes; Monogenea; Polystomatidea; Polystomatidae. The record is from the annotation of a GenBank genome assembly.
CGCAGUCGGCACCUUGAUGUGCUGGAGCAAUUGUUUUGUGGCUCGGAUAAUUUUCCUUCACUCAUGACUCCCGAAUCAUGCUUAGCUCCCUCUAGCCAGCGUCUAAAUCGGAGCUUCCUCGAUAAAUUACGUAGCAUAGAGGAUAAUCUUCGUGAUGCUAGGGCUAAUCUAGCCACUACUUCACAACAAAGCUCGAAUCUUAAGGCUAGCCUUGCGUUUAUCAAGUAA